AUGACCCCUUUCUCUGCUGAUCCCUCCAUUGGGACUCUUGGGAUUGGUGACACCAUGCAAGUAACAGUGGAGUUUCACCCGCUGAAGACAGGAGAUCAUUCCAGAUCCCUGAUAGUUCACUAUGACACAGGUGAAGAUAUUCACACAAGCCUUUAUGGAGCAGCUGUAGAUGUCAACAUCAGGCUAGACCGGAACUCCUUAACAGUUGAGAAGACUUACCUCACGCUGUCAAACCACAGAUCUGUGGUCAUCCACAAUCGGAGUGAAAUCAUAGCCCACUUCCAGUGGAAGGCUUUUGUUACUCAGGAAGAGGAGGAUCAGCAGAAGCUGAGGCUGUGUCGCAGGCUGCAGAGGCAGGAAGAAGAUGAGAUGGAUUAUUUUCUCAAGGAGUGCAUGGUGGACCCCACACUCCGAGAACGCCUUUCCCUUCUCUCCUGCACCUUCCAGAACCAGAGGGCAAAGGUGCAAGGAGAAUCCAUGCUUUUCUCUGAUGAUAUCUUCACUAUUGAUCCGGUGGAGGGAGAUAUCUGGCCAAAUUCUUCAGCUGAAAUUAAUGUGAUCUUUAAACCCCGAGAAGCCAGAGUCUAUCAACAAACGGUCUACUGCAACAUCUCAGGCCGAGAGACCAGGCUGCCCCUGCGUGUCAAAGGGGAAGGCAUAGGGCCCCGGCUCCGCUUCAGCUUUGACCAGCUGGACAUCGGGAAGGUUUUUGUUGGAUCAGCCCACAGCUAUGAGGCGAUCUUGUUUAACAAAGGAGCCAUUGAUGCUCUCUUCAACUUGGUCCCUUCAGCUACAGCUCUGGGCUCCUGCUUCACCUUUCACCCCCAGGAGGGCAUCAUUUUGCCAGACUGUCUCCAAGUCAUCCAGAUCUCUUUCAGUUCCACCAUCCUGGGGCAGUUCACAGAAGAAUUCAGGUUCAGUGUGAAUGGAUCCCCUGAGCCUGUGACCUUGACUAUCAGGGGCUGUGUUGUCGGACCGACUUUUCAUUUCAAUGUGCCUUCCCUCCGCUUUGGUGACGUCUCCUUUGGCUUUCCUCGCACCUUGUCAUGUCGCCUCACUAACACCUCCUUGGUGUCCAUGACUUUCAACCUUCGUGUUCCUGGGGAUGGCUUGGGAGAGCCCAGUGUUACCAGUUUUGUUCAGAUAUCAGGCAACACUUGCCCAUCCUGGAGAAGGGGAGCCCAAGGUCAUGUCGAGCCAACCGAAUUUACCAUAACGCCCUGCAGAGGGACCAUCCGCUCCCAGGGAUUCCUGGAUAUCCAGGUCACCCUGUGUUCCAACACUGUGAAGAGAUAUGAACUGGCACUGGUGGUGGACGUGGAUGGUGUUGGCAAGGAGGUGUUGGCAUUGCUUCUCACCGGCAGAUGUGUAGUUCCUCCACUGCGAGUGCUCAACCCUGUCAUGACGUUUGGACGGUGCUUUAUAAAAUUCCCCUAUCAGCAGAUGCUGACACUUGUGAACGACAGUGAUCUUCCAGGCUGCUACGGGGUUCUUCCUCAG
Pelecanus crispus (Dalmatian pelican) is the source of this 1500-nucleotide messenger RNA. NCBI's taxonomy places the organism in Eukaryota, Metazoa, Chordata, Aves, Pelecaniformes, Pelecanidae. The record is from RefSeq and is a predicted model, not a curated record.